Messenger RNA from Tetrahymena thermophila SB210, 1287 nucleotides. RefSeq names its product kinase domain protein. The record is from RefSeq and is a predicted model, not a curated record. Lineage: Eukaryota; Ciliophora; Oligohymenophorea; Hymenostomatida; Tetrahymenidae. Gene Ontology annotation, molecular function: protein binding. The transcript has 13 exons.
AUGAUUGAUAAAACAUCAAACAGAAUAUGUUACUAAGAUGAGGAUUUAAGUGAUGAUGGAUGUGAGGUAGUUAAAGAUGACCUUAUUUUAAACCCGCAAAUCACUCAUCUUCACCUUAAUGUUUCCACUAAUAAUAUUGGGCAAGAUGGUGCAGAAAUUAUAGCUGAAGGCCUUCAAGCCUUAAAAGAUUUAUAGAUUUUGUUUUUUGACAUUAGUCAUAACUAGAUUGGAAAGCUUGGAGCUAAAUCAAUAGCUGAAAGUUUAUAAGAUUGCUACAAAUUACAGGAAUUAACUCUACAAUUUUAAGGAGGUAAUCGUAUUGGUGAUAUAGGAUUAGAAUCUUUGAGCGAAUUAAUAAGAAAGUAAAAGUGUCUAGAUGUAGUUAAAAUAGAUCUAUCUUAUACUAAUUAUAUUAGUGAAAUAGGAAUGAAAUCUUUAAUUAAUUCUUUGAUCCUACAUUAAGAUAAUUUAAGGGAACUGACUCUUCAUUUAAGAAAUAAUUCUAUUCUUGAUGAGGGAGCUUCUUAUAUCGGUGAAUAACUCUCGGCUUUUAAGAAGUUACAAAGUUUUUCUAUAUCAAUCAAAGAUAAUGGUAUCAAAAAUUAAGGAUAUUUUAAACUUAUAGAAGGGAUUUAGAGUUUAUAACCGACUCUCUUAGAUUUACACAUAUCUGCUACUUUCACAAAGCCUUCGUUUUAGACUCUUUGUAACACAAUUGAAAAGCUAAAUCUUAAAAAACUAUCUUUAGAUUUGAGAAUGUCUUGCUUUAAUUAUGCUUAAUUAGAAUAGCUUUCAAGGACCUUUUAAAAUCUUUUUGGUAGCCUUAAAUAAGUUAUAAUAAACUUAAGUGAAAAUGAAUUUGAAGAUGAAGGAGUAUUAAAUCUAAUAAAAAGUUUGAAUUAUUUAAAUAUUUUUGACAUUAAAAUUAAUUAAAAUAAAUUAACAAACGAUGGUAUUGUCAAAAUGCUAAAAUAUAUUACUUUAAAUAUGAACUCACUGAACUCUCUGAAAUUUGAGGCAAUAGAAGAAAAGACAAAUAUUUAAGAUAAUUUUGAUAGAAGAAAAAUAUAUCUUGAAAAGUUAAUUUAGUUGAACUAUUUUUGCCUUAACUUAUCGUAAAAUCGCUUAUUCGUUUCGCAUAAUAAAUUAAAAACCACUGUAUUAUUACUUUGUCAUAGAUAAAUAAUUUGGGAGGAGUACUUUAGUUACGAAGAGAGAAUAUUUUCAAAUUAAAUUUGGAGAGUAAGAAGAUUAGUGGCUUUUGAUACAAAUAAAAUUUUUAAAUGA